Molecule: messenger RNA, 390 nt
Organism: Loa loa (African eye worm)
Lineage: Eukaryota; Metazoa; Nematoda; Chromadorea; Rhabditida; Onchocercidae
Exons: 3
Coding region: 1-390 (129 amino acids)
Source: RefSeq, a predicted model, not a curated record
AUGGAAAAAGAUUCUAUACUGAGAAUUGAAAGAACUCCGAUGCCUGAAAAGGUAUUAGGCAAGCAUGGUAUUGGAAACUGCAACGAUAGGAUGGCUUCUGUUGAAAGAAACGUUCACGACGUUUGUCACGCUCAUGUGAUGUCUAGCCAGAAUGUUAAACAGGCCAUCGCUUUGUGCGAUUUAAACUCAACCUCCGCUUUAAAUCCAAACCUGAGAGAGGGGAUUCUAUUUCAUAAUCCCAUAAUCUUUUGCGAAUCUUUGGGAUUCUCCUCCAUGAAAAACAAGGAGCGGUCUGACGAAAAUAAUCAAGAGAUCCAUAAAUUAUUGACAAAGAAGAAAACUACUCACCAAGCACACCUCGCUCAGCCACCUUGCUCUGAAGAAAAAUAG